AUGCCCGUGCCAGACCAGCCGUCCGACCAGCCGCCUGAAAAUCCCGUCGCCCUGCUCAGCCCAGGUCUGUCCGCCUCCAACGGCGACGGUGGUGCGGCUGACCAAGGCUCCACCUCAGCCAUCCUGGCCUCAGUCAAGGAGCAGGAGCUGCAGUUUGAGCGUCUGACGCGUGAACUGGAGGCUGAGAGGCAGAGUGUGGCCACGCAGUUGGAGAGAUGCAAAGUGGGAUCUGACAACUCAGCAAGCAUGAGCAACAUCAGUGCAUCUGACGAGCAGUACCGCUGGAAUGAAGAAGAUGGGCAGGAAGACAUUGAGGAGGAGCUGAAUACCGGCCUGGAGCUGGUGGACUCCUGCAUUCGCUCCCUCCAGGAGUCUGGGAUUCUUGACCACCAGGAGUAUACCAGUGACGCAGGACCGAGUCUCCUCUCGCAGAGCUCGCUCCAGCUCAACGCCGCCCCGGACGCCACGCUCCACUACUCGGCAGGCUACCAUAGCAACCAGACCCUCACCCUGAGCGACGCCUCCUCGGCAGCAGCGGCAGCAGCAUCAGGACCGACUCCAGCUCCACCACAGCAUCCACAGCCGCCGGUUCCCCCAGUGCGCAGCGGGCAGGUCGGAGGAGCUGUUCACAGCUACAACCAGCGAGCAGCAGCCAACAGCGGUGGCGAUUCAGGCCAGUCGGUGUCGCAGAGCCAUGGCAGCGCCUUCCACCUGCCCGAGUCUCAGCAGCCCUCGGUCGGCCUCUACUACUCCAGCAGCACCCUGCCGGCGCAGCGCGUGAGCUCCCCGCUCUCCAUGCAGGCCCUGGGCGGCGGAGGCGGCUCCCCAAGCAAGCUCCAGCAGCUGCAGCAGCGCCUGGGCUCCGCGGGCGGCUCCGUCACCCUCUCCGAGGCCCCCAGCUACGCCACCGUCCAGCGCGCCCCGCCCGCCUCCUCCUCCUCCCCCGGCUCCUCCUCGCCCAAGCAGUCGCCCGUGCGCCUGGCCAAGUCCUACAGCUCCAGCUCGCCCAUCAACGCCGGAGGUGGGCACCUCCUCUCGUCCUCGCCUUUACACGUGGCUUCGCCGGCAAACAGUGUCGGAGGUGGGUCGUCGUCCUCGCCCAUCCACCAGAUCAGCGGAGGCGUGGGGAGCUACGCCACGCUCUCCCCGACCAAGCGCUCGCUGCACUCCUCGGAUCAGUACAAGAUCUCGCACGAGCUCUACGCCACCGCUACACUCCAGAGACCCGGCAGUCUCGCUGGUUCUAGGGGCUCCUACGCCAGCCAGCACAGCCACCUGGACCGUGACCUCCGACCCUUGCAGUCCCCAGAGCACCACAUCGAGCCAAUCUACGAGGACCGCGUCUACCAGAAGGGCCCCAUGAGGAGCCUCAGCCAGAGCCAGGGGGAGGCCCUCCCCCCGGGGCACACCGGCACCUACCGCACCAACACCGCCCCGUCCUCCCCCGGUGUCGACUCCGUCUCCUUGCAGCGCACGGCCAGCCAGAGCACCGCCGCCGGCAUCAACAUCAGCAGCACGGGCACCUUCCCGCGCGCCGCCACCGCCGGCGGCAAUUACGGCGCGGGCAACGCGGCGGGCAGCUACGGCGACCCCUACCGCACGCUGCAGUACUGCUCCUCCGUGGAGUCGCCCUACAGCAAGUCGGGCCCCGCCCUGCCACCCGAGGGGAACCUGGCACGCUCACCCUCCAUCGACAGCAUCCAGAAGGACCCCAGGGAGUUUGGCUGGAGAGACCCGGAGCUUCCUGAGGUGAUCCAGAUGCUACAGCACCAGUUCCCCUCGGUGCAGUCCAACGCGGCGGCCUACCUACAGCACCUCUGCUUCGGGGACAACAAGAUCAAAGCUGAGAUCCGGCGUCUGGGUGGCAUCCAGCUUCUGGUGGACCUGCUUGACCACAGGAUGGCCGAGGUGCACCGGAGCGCCUGCGGAGCUCUGAGGAACCUGGUCUACGGCAAGGCCAACGACGACAACAAGAUCGCCUUCAAGAACUGCGGAGGCAUCCCUGCCCUGGUGCGACUGCUGCGCAAGACUGGAGACGUGGAGGUCAAGGAGUUAGUCACAGGCGUGCUGUGGAACCUGUCGUCCUGCGAUGCCCUGAAGAUGCCCAUUAUCCAGGAUGCCCUGGCCGUGCUGACCAACUCGGUCAUCAUCCCGCACUCCUCCUGGGACUCCUCCCCCCACCAGGAGGACCGCAAGCUGCAGCUGCACACCUCGCAGGUCCUGCGCAACGCCACCGGCUGCCUGAGGAACGUAAGCUCAGCGGGGGAGGAGGCUCGUCGGCGGAUGCGCGAGUGCGAGGGCCUGACGGACGCUCUGCUCUUCGUCAUCCAGACCUCCCUGGGCAGCACCGAGAUCGACAGCAAGACCACGGAGAACUGCGUGUGCAUCCUGAGAAACCUGUCGUACCGGCUGGCAGCGGAGACGUCUCAGGGCCAGCAGAUCGGCACGGACGAGCUGGACGGCCUGCUGUGUGGGGACGCCAAUGGGAAGGACGGAGAGAGCUCAGGGUGCUGGGGCAAGAAGAAGAAGAAAAAGAAGCCACAGGAUCAGUGGGAUGGUGUGGGGCCCCUGCCGGACUCGGCCGACCCCCCCAAGGGUAUUCAGAUGCUGUGGCACCCCUCCAUAGUGAAGCCCUACCUCACGCUGCUGUCCGAGUGCUCCAACCCAGACACACUGGAGGGCGCCGCAGGGGCACUGCAGAACCUGGCAGCUGGCAGCUGGAAGUGGUCGGUGUACAUCCGAGCAGCGGUGCGCAAGGAGAAGGGCCUCCCCAUCCUGGUGGAGCUACUGCGGAUAGACAACGACCGGGUGGUGUGUGCGGUCGCUACAGCUUUAAGAAACAUGGCCUUAGAUGUCAGAAAUAAAGAAUUAAUUGGCAAGUACGCCAUGCGGGACCUGGUCCACCGCCUACCGGGCAGCUCCAGCAACAACUCCACCAGCGCCAACGCCAGCGGAGGAGGCAGCGCCAACGGGGGCACCACCGAGAGAGGAGGGGGCAGCGGCGGCAGCAGCGGCAGUGCCAGCGGGAGCAAGACCAUGUCGGACGACACGGUGACGGCCAUUUGCUGCGCACUGCAUGAGGUGAUCACCAAGAACAUGGAGAACGCCAAGGCCCUGCGCGACGCCGGUGGCAUCGAGAAGCUCAUCGGCAUCGCCCGCAGCAAAGGAGACAAGCACUCUCCAAAGGUGGUGAAGGCAGCAUCUCAGGUUCUCAGUAGUAUGUGGCAGUACAGGGAUCUGCGGAGUCUUUACAAAAAGGACGGCUACUCGCAGUACCACUUUGUGGGCUCGGCGUCCACAAUAGAGCGGGACAGGCAGCGGCCCUACUCCUCCUCCCGGACCCCCUCCGUCUCCCCUGUGCGGACCUCGCCCAACAAUCGAUCGGCCAGUGCCCCGGCGUCUCCACGGGAGAUGGUGAGCCUGAAGGAGCGCAAGAGCGAUUACGAGGCCACCGCCACCAAUGCCAGCUACCAUGGCAACAAGGGCAUCGAGCACACAUCCCGCAAGGACGCCAUGCCAGUGCAAAUCUCCUGUGGGACAUCCACGCUGUACCAGAACGCCUACUCGACGUCUAAUGAAGAGAUCAAACACAACCAGGUAACCGCGGUGCAGCCCGUCCCCCAGGAGGCCGUCCUGCACAAGGACUACGAGUCGAUGCCGCCGCCGCCCUUCCAGAACUCCACAACGCGGAGCUUCGAGGAGAUCCUGGAGGAGCAGAUCAACCGGGCGGCCACGGCCGGCGAGCACAAUAUGCACCUGGGCCUCAAGUCGACCGGCAACUACGUGGACUUUUACUCCGCAGCCCGGCCCUAUAGCGAACUCAACUACGAGACCAGUCACUACCCAGCCUCGCCGGACUCUUGGGUCUAGAAGAGCCUUGGGGUGUAUGUGUAUGUGUGUGUGUGUGUGUGUUUGCGUGUGGGUGUGUGUUAAUUU
Molecule: messenger RNA, 3936 nt
Organism: Engraulis encrasicolus (European anchovy)
Lineage: Eukaryota; Metazoa; Chordata; Actinopteri; Clupeiformes; Engraulidae
Gene: ctnnd2a
Product: catenin (cadherin-associated protein), delta 2a
Exons: 21
Coding region: 1-3870 (1289 amino acids)
Biological process (GO): dendritic spine morphogenesis; cell-cell junction assembly; cell-cell adhesion
Cellular component (GO): adherens junction; nucleus; cytoplasm
Molecular function (GO): cadherin binding
Source: RefSeq, a predicted model, not a curated record